Dinoponera quadriceps is the source of this 5427-nucleotide messenger RNA. RefSeq names its product E3 ubiquitin-protein ligase listerin (gene Ltn1). Gene Ontology annotation, cellular component: RQC complex; cytosol. The transcript is spliced from 9 exons. Gene Ontology annotation, molecular function: zinc ion binding; ribosomal large subunit binding; ubiquitin protein ligase activity. Lineage: Eukaryota; Metazoa; Arthropoda; Insecta; Hymenoptera; Formicidae. Gene Ontology annotation, biological process: rescue of stalled cytosolic ribosome; ribosome-associated ubiquitin-dependent protein catabolic process. Bases 98 to 5194 code for a protein of 1698 amino acids. The record is from RefSeq and is a predicted model, not a curated record.
UUAUCAGCUGACGCAAACGUGACACCCGACACGUAGGGCGGACUGGAAAUUUUUAUGUGUUGAAAAAGCGUUCGGAGCUCGUCGCCGGAGCGUCAACAUGGGUAAAAACAAGCAGGCGCAACGGACCAAGAAUAAUGCACGGCCGUCAAACAGCAGUCGUAGCGCGGAACUCCUGGGGACCGCGAUGCCCAAUUUCGUUGGCUUCUCAGCGGUCAAGGACGGAGGCUAUGUUCCUGUUCUGCCCGGUCUGGCCUUGUGUAACCUGAAUGAGGUGGAAAUGAAUAACGUGGAUUACGGCUUCCAAGUGGUACUGAAGAAGAUGAAUAAGAAAGACGCCACUACAAAGUACAAGGCGUUGCAAGUAUUCGCGAGUCUCUGCGAGAACGCCGAGCUGUCGGCGGUGGAAGGCAUGCUGCCGUUUUGGCCGCGACUCUACUGCGUCCUCUCCAUCGACAUCGACCACCGAGUGAGAGAGGCGGUGCAGCUGGCGCACGCGGCCGUCGUGAAGCGCGUCGGCAGAGGCAUAGCGAUGUACCUGAAGCAAUUGGCCGGCGCUUGGUUCACCUCUCAGUACGACACGUACCCUUCGGCCGCCUCGGCCGCGACGAAUUCCUUCAACAGCACGUUCCCACCCUGGAAAUUGGUCGGCGCGAUUGUCCACUGUCAGUGGGAGAUCCUGAUGUACAUCAACGACAACGUGACCGUGCGGACGGCUCAGACGUUGUCGACGCAGAAGUCGCUCACCGGCGAGGAAAUGGAGACGAAGUACCAGCGAGUGCUGGUGUCGAGUCUGCAGGCGUACAGCUCUUACUUCAGGAAAGUUCCUCUCCGCGAGGUCGAGACCACCUCGAGCAUCCACGAGAAGAUCCUGAGCAGCUCGAAGUUCUGGAAGCUGGCGAAACACGACGGCCUGCCGAUCAAGACGGCCUUCUUCAACGCGCUGACAUCGAUCAUGGAGAACGCGGAACGGCUGUUGCGAGGCGAGAAGAAGAGGAUCAUGACGACGAUCAUGAACAGCCUGGACGAAUCCGAGCCCGGGAUCCUGUCCGCCGUGUGGGAGUCGAUGCUCGUGGCCAUAACCAAGUUCGACGACUGGUAUUCCGUCGUGAGCGUCGACAAGCUCGUGCUGCCGAAGCUGUGGCGCGUCCUGCGAUCCGGCGGCCAGUCCUGCGCCGGCAUCGUCUACCCGAAUCUGCUGCCCUUCGUCAGCCAGUUCCCCAAGCUGAGCGCCGACACCGAUCAGCUCUACGUCAACUUCUUCGACAACAUGCGCCAAGGCUUCUCCGUGAAGAGCGUGCAAGUCAGCCGCUCGGAGAUGCAGGCGGUGGUGACGUCCUUCAUCGAGUGCCUGCGUUACUCCGUCCUCGUGAACGCCGAGAACGUGGCUCUCUGCGUCCGGCUGUUCAGGGGCCAGCUCGUGCCGGUGAUAGACGCGUGCAUGAGGGAAAACGCGCCGAUGAGGCAGCUCCUCUUCACCGAGGUCACCCACCUGCUGCGAUACUGGAGCAAGAAUCGCGCGAACGAGGCGUGCAAGUCGUACGCGCCUCUGAUCCGGCAGUUCUGGCUCGAGCUGCGCUUCCUCUUCGACAAGCUGACGGACGCACCGUGGACGGAGACCGCGGCCUCGCAGCCCCUCGAGAUCGAGCUGCUGCUGACGCUGAAGCACGCGCCGGAUCGCGGCCGGAAGAAGCUCAAGGUCAAGUUCUCCGGCCCGGACGACACGAGCGUGACGAGGCAGCCGGAGGCGAAGAGGCCCGCCGAGACGGACCCGCUGUUCAACGCGGAGCUCUGCGAGUUCGUGAACGCCCUCUGCGCGAUUUACUUCAACAAGAUCAACGACCGGCAGUCCACGUCGUACAUCGGCCCGCUCAACGAGAUCAUGAGGCACUUCGCGAGCAAGGAACUGUUCGUCGCGCUCUCCGCGUCGUUCAAAUUCACCAAGGACUUCUUCGAGUUCUACGACCGGAGGCUGCGACCGCUGCUCCUCGCGAAUCCGGACGCGAUGGCGCCGAUCGUCGAGCUGAUCUUCCGCUUCAUCACGUACGUCAGCGACACGGAGAAGGAGAAGGUUCUCAGAUCGCUGGUCGAGCUGAACGACAUCGCGAUUACGCGGAGCGUGAUGCGCUCCAGCCUGUCGAGGAGCAACCGGGAGGACCGCGUGAUCAAGGAAUGGUACACGCGAGCCGACGUGACCGAGCUGCUGGUCGACGUGGCCCGGGAGAUCGCCUCGCCGGAGCGCGACGACCCGGCGAUGAAUCAGAGUCUGAUUCUCCUGGCCUUCGAGACCUCGGCCGGCGGGGAGGCGUUGAUCAACGAGGAGGCGGCGAACGAGAUCGUCUCGAUCCUCUGCGACUCGCUGAGCGGCACCGACGACGCUUGCCCGAUGCGGUUCAUCGAGUUCAUCACGAGCCUGAUGACGCUGAUAUGGAGCCACAAGCGGACGAUCUCGAGCGCCGUGCAGAUCCUGGAGACGCUGUUCGAGCUGUGCACGCGAGGCCACGACGACGGCGACUCGGCCUCCGCCGCUACCGUGCGCGACAGCUGGAAGGAGGGCCUCGUCAAGAGCAGCCGCGAUCUGCCGCCCUCCGACUUCGACGACCUCGUAAAGAGAUGCGCGCUGAUCAUCUGGAGCAAGAUACACAGCGCCCACGUCCGGGAUAUCCUGGUGGACCUGGCGACGGACGUCUUAGAGGUGAUAGUCCACGAGAACGAGCACGCACCGUCGAGACAAGUCGGGGAGACCAUCCUGCUCUUCCUCACGGCGUCCGACAUCAAGCUGUGGGCCGCCGAAGCGACCACCGUCGCGAUUUACGGCGAGAUUGCGACGGGCAGCCUGCACGUGUCCAGUCUGCAGGGGAAGACGCGGAUCUUCCAGCGGUGGGCGUCCGUCGACGUCACCGGAGACGAUAUCUCCGACGGUAUGGCCACCUGCUUGGAGUGGGCGGUGUUCACCGCGGACCUGCUCAACAAUCUGUGGCGGAAGAGGUCGUCGAGACGACGCCCCGUCGCCGACGAGGCAUCCUCGCGGGAGAAGCUCGAUUUGCCGGAGAUCACGGAGAUCCUCGUUGACAUCGUGCAGGUGGCCACCGUGGCGGAGAUGUACAGCAGGCAUUACAAGUCCACCGAGCGCUACAACGACGUCAGCAAGCUCCUCGACUCGCUCAGGAGCGGCUUCGUCGGCCUGCAGGAGCACUUCGCGACGAGCAUCCGCCGUGACGUGCCGGCUUACGUACGGACGAAUCACGCGAGCUACGGAUACAUGCUGCCCUACGUGAUCCGCACGUAUUACGCGGAAUUCAAGCCGGGUGAGAACCCGGUCGAGUACUACGAGAGUUGCCGGGACGAAGGGGAGCGCGACGAGGAGGCGUGCGUGCAGGGACUGCAGGUCUUGAGUGAUUUCUGCACGCCGGCCGAUCUUCCUUCAACGACGGGCAACGUUGUCUGCGCGUUGAUCGCCACGAGGAUCGCGAUGCGGCUGGAGGAGGACGACGGUUCGGCCUGCACCGCUGCGAUGGGGAAGAUCGUGUCGCAGCACAAGGAGGACCCGGCGUCGUUGCUCCUGGACCAGGACGUUUCCGACGUCUCGUGGGAUCGGUUACUCCUGCCGCUGGAGGUCAUAAGGACCCUGAGCACUCUGGUGCAAAGAGCUCCGGCGAGGUUGACGGCCGAGCACUGGGAUUUCACGCUGAUAUCGCUCACGAUGUGGCAGCAGUCGGUCGACAAAUCGAAGCGCAACUACACCGACGUCAGGGUGACGGCGUUGAUAGCGGCGGCGAGUCAGCUGUAUUGCGAGUUGCAGACUCUGAUGAACAAGCACGAACAAGAGCCGAUCCCGGAGCUGCCCCCCGCGCUCCUCGACGAGUGGAAGAACGUAUUCGCCUGGGACGUGCACAGCUCCAUCGCCCGGACCUGGCGGUUCUGCGCCGACCGGCGCAACGAGGACACGCCCGUUAUCAAGUCCACUAUAGUGUUGGAUUACUUGGGGCGAGCGGUCAGCCUGCUCGACAAGAACGUACUCUUCAAGAGGCACGACGGGGAGGCCACACAGACCAUCGACUUCGACGAGACGUUGGAACUGUCCCUGAAACUGUUGCGCUCUCCGGUUCCCAGUAUCCAGCUGGGCGCCUAUCACAUGCUGAAGCACAUGGUGUCGGAGCUUGUCCAGCAGGACAAGGUCCUCGUCGAGUCCGAGAACUUCGAGCCGAGCGGUCUCAACAUCAGGCGACUGGAAGAAGUGCUCUUGAGCACGCAGAAUAUCGUGAACGCGAUGCUCAUUGAGUUCAAAUUAUGCGACACCGUUAGCUGCACGAUUCAACCGUUCACGGACUCUUACACGUACACAUUAGGAUACCUGCUGGCGUGGGCUGUUGUGUUGGAUAUUUGUGCGAACGCUCACGGUGAUUUGCGGUAUCAGUACGCUGAAAUAUUGAAAAACGACCUCUUCCCCAGUCUGUUGAAUAACAUCUUCAAGUUGAUGCCCGUGGAGGUUCUGCAGGAUAACAAAAAUAAGGCUGUAAAGCUGCUGGAGAUCUUCACCACUGCCCCGUCGUUUAAUUUCGGAGAAAAUUGGACCGAGUGGAGAUUGGACCACAUCGUGUGCUGGUUGUACACGAACUGCCUGCGGCACCUGCCGGUGUUAGUUAGACAAUGGUGGAGCACGGCCGACAGCCGAGUCAGCGCAACGAUAGACAAGAUCACGAUUCACUACGUCAGUCCCGUGCUCUGCCAGGAGGAGCUUCUCAACAACAGAUUGGUCAAUAUGGAAAAUAUGCAGGUGAAGGUGCAUCCGACCGCGAGGGAGGUAAUCGCCUUGUACCAAAUGGACGACACCAAGCUGGAAUUAAGUAUCGUGUUACCGGCGAAUCAUCCGUUGGGCACCGUUACGGUGGAGCCCGGCCAACACGCGGGCGGCACGGCAAACUGGCGGAACUGUCAUAUGCAACUAUCUAUAUUCCUCACACAUCAAAACGGCUCUGUUUGGGACGGUCUCAUAAUGUGGAAGCGCAACUUGGAUAAGAAGUUCGCGGGCGUUGAAGAAUGCUACAUAUGCUUCAGUAUUUUCCACAUCAGCACAUACCAGAUACCAAAGUUGUCGUGUCACGCUUGUCGUAAGAAGUUCCAUACUCCUUGUCUGUACAAAUGGUUCAACACGAGUCAAAAGUCCACCUGUCCGAUCUGCAGAAGCGUGUUCUAAUGCAGCCUGGGCUGACAAGUUUUUCUACUUGGUAACGACAUUGAUAGUUAUGAUAAAUUGAGAACGAAUGCGUGUCGGGGUCCUGUAAGAUAACAUUAAUUUAACGAUUCUUGCUGUAAAAAAAGAAGCCGAGUAAGCGCUAGAAUGUAUGAAAGUUCAUCAUAGUAAAGUGAUAUUAGAACGUUCACAGGAAAUAAAUAAACAGCUGCACAAGGUGUCUCUUUGAUUUAGGC